Monosiga brevicollis MX1 is the source of this 2364-nucleotide messenger RNA. RefSeq lists its product as uncharacterized. The record is from RefSeq and is a predicted model, not a curated record. Lineage: Eukaryota; Choanoflagellata; Craspedida; Salpingoecidae. The coding region runs from base 1 to 2364 and encodes 787 amino acids. Gene Ontology annotation, molecular function: mRNA binding. The transcript is spliced from 11 exons. Gene Ontology annotation, cellular component: cytosol.
AUGGCGACGUCGACACCCCAGUCGCCGGUCAAUACCGAGGAGCAAAACUUUGAUUUCUCGGUCGAAGGCGUCAUUUCCGGCCCCACCCACCGUUAUUCCGAUCAACGUGUGGUGCGCCUCACCGGCCUUCCCAGCUCCAUUACCAACCGCGGCCUCAAGGAUUUUCUGAGCGAGCAACACGGUGUCGAGGCGGAAACUGUGCGCUUUGAACGUCAAGCCACACAUCAUACCCCCAUCCCGGCCGCUCCCGCCUUUGGCUUUCACUUCCACUCAUGCACGAUUGCUGAGCCGGGCCAUCGGGAAAAAGCUGCCCGCAUCCUUUUGGCCCCGGGUACUACCGCCGAAGAGGCCAUUGCCACUUUGAAUAAUUGCGUGUUCAACGAUGUUACCAUCGGCGCCGGUCUCCCACGGACAGAUGGUCUUCUCUUUGUUGGCAACCUGGCCGAUCGCGUGCCGGUGACCAAGAUCUUGCAGCUAGGCUUGCGCACCAACUGCGUGCACCGCGCCUUCCUUAUCUCACAUAACAACAAGAGCCUCGGCUAUGGAUUUGUCGAGUUCCUGACCCGUGAGGACGCCGUCAAAGCUCGUGGAGACCUGGCCUCUUACGUUGUUAAUGAGCGGCCCAUCCGCGUUGAUGUCAUGCGCCCCAUUGAUUUUGUACGCCAUCCCUGUGCACAGACUGACGGGUGCCUCGGUUAUCUCGGCGAGACGGGCAUCGAGUACUGUGAUCUGGUGCGCGACCAAGACGGCAAUCCUCGCGGCUUUGCCUUUGUCGAUUGCACCGAUUUUGAAUCCUCGUGCCGAGUGCGCGAUGCAGGUCAUGGCCUUGUCAUUGUGUCCUCAGCCAUUCGGGUCAGCUUUGGCCAUCCCCAAAAAACUGGUGAGCAGAUUAUUCAAGGCAAGAAAGAGGUGGCUCGUCAGCGCCAGCGCGGCGGACGCCAAUCGCCGCACCAGCAAGCCUUUAUUCAACCGGCCCAAAACGUCCCAGCCUUUCCUCAAGGCCACAUGGGCGCUCAAGGGCACCCCAUGCUGAUGCGCCGCAACUCACAACCCACUCAACUUGUGGGUAUGCCCGGCCGCAACGGUCCCGCCCCCUUCCAUCGCCAGCAAUCGGCCCCGGCCUUGGGCCACAAUGUGCGCAUGAACAUGGGCCAUGCCCACAACAUGGGCCAUGCCCACAACACGGGCCAUGCCCACAACAUGGGCAUGGCUCAAUCUAUGAACAUGGUCCGCCCAGGCACAACACCGAUGCACAUGAACGCGGGCAUGCCCAUGCAAACGCCAAUGCACAUGGCACCCACCAUGCACAUGACCCCGCACAUGGGUAUGAACAUGGGCGCGGGCGCGAUGCCCAUGAACACGGGCAUGGGCAUGGGCGUGCACCGCAACAGCUACGAUGCUCACUCCAACGGCUACGGCCACCCUGCUGGUACUUACACACCGGUGCCUCCCAACAGCUAUGCCCCUACCCUUCCUCCACAACCGUACCAGGGCUAUGGACCCAACGGCGAGUAUUUUGGGCACGAAGCAUACGGCACCCCAGCCAAUGGUUACAUGACAAGCAUGCCUUCGAUGCCUGGUACUCAGACACACUACUAUCCGGCGCAGGCCGUUCAGGCACAGCCAAUGCAGUCGCAGCACCACCACCGCCAGCAAGUGUACGAUCCCAUGGCCGUGCCCAUGACCCCCAUGACGCCCAUGACGCCGGGUGUUUUUACGAUGAGUGGCCCGGUUCAUGCCGCCUGGAACGGUGCCGUUGAGAUGGGUAGUCCCGAUAUGAUGAUGGACGUGGGCUACCAGGGCAUCAUCAACAUGGUCGAGGCGCCAACCCCCGCCGUCUCGUCCUCCAACGCCGGUGGCAAGGGUGCAACCACCACCACCUCUGUGCCGCUGGCCACGCCCGACCUGUAUCGUAGCAAUACCCAACGCCCACCGAGUCGCCGCGAAGGUGCUCGCAUCCCCAAGCGCAUGGGUCUUGAGAUUGAGGUCGGAGAGUCGACGUCGGAGCCCGAGUUGGAGCUGGCCGAGGGGGUGACACCUCUUUUGGACUCGCUCACCAUCGGUCCCGCCAAGCCGGAACCAGCUUCGGAAGAGGCUGUUACCCCGCGGGCGCGACGUGGUCUGCGACCAAUCCAGGAGCAAGGCACCACCGACCUGCUUUCGACUGCGGAUGCCAAGGACACCGCUGUGGGCUGGAAUCUCAAUACCCCUGGUCCCAACAACCGCCGUCCCUCCAAGGAGCCUAGCCCAUCCAUGCUCGGGGGUUCACGUGUGUCCCCCAACACGGAAAAUGCACGCCGCAAAGUGUCACCGAUUCACCCUCCACGCUACCAGGAUCGCGUGCGAGCUGCCGGUGACAACUAA